This is a messenger RNA of Ostertagia ostertagi, 2019 nucleotides long. The record is from the annotation of a GenBank genome assembly. Lineage: Eukaryota; Metazoa; Nematoda; Chromadorea; Rhabditida; Trichostrongylidae.
AUGAGUGGGACAAACUUAAGACAGCGCAGCAGUGGAUCGGUAGGAGAUUUUUGCUCCCGCAUGGAGGAUAUUUCCAGCAAAACCCAUCCAAGCAAUGAAUGGGAUUUUCAUCUAGCUUCAAAAUUGUAUUCUAGCUCAGAGCAUUGGAAGGAUUCAUACCACCUGUUAGCCGCACUGGAAACGCGAGAAGGUGAGAUAUACGAGUCAGUCAAAAGGUUGAUUUGCGGCUUGAAAAGACUCAGACUGCAAGACCAGAAGAGCAAGUUUGGGCGUCCCUCUAGGCAAGCAUUGUCCACCUUCGUAGAGGAAUGGUGUGGAAUGGUUCGCACCCAAAAGCCGACGGCAGAUAUAAACACUGUGGCGGUAGGGAAGCCAACCCUAUAUGAUGCUAUGAUCUUUGGAAUCAAGGUAAAAGCACGAAUAGGUACUGGAUCAGUAAUCUCCACAUUACCAGCUCUCCUUAAGCAGGCAAAGGAAAACGGCUUUGACUUAGACAGCGAAGUUGAAACGGUAGUUAGUGGAUGCAAACACCAGAAGUUCGACGCUUCAGGCAACCCAAUGGAGUUUCUUGCAAUAGUUAACGCAGUUGUAAGCGUAAAAGCAGAGGAUAUCGUCCGAGUAACUAUGCAUGUCCAGAAAGACAAGAGUAAUACCCUGCUCUUGGGAACCUAUGUUCUUGAGGCUUUGGGAAUCCAGUUACGGUUUGAGCUUAGCAUAGAUCCAUCGCAGAAAAGGGGUUAUUUACAGGAACAUGCAAAAGCGUCUAGGAGCAUGGUCAUACCACCUAAAGCCGGGCAUCCAUUGAGCUGGCUCAAGGGAAAUCCGGAGAACGAAUUUUCUGCAAGCACCGGGAAUUCGGUAGCAAAUCGCGAUUACCAGACUCGGGUAGUUAAUAAGGGUGUACCUUUCGGCGAAUGGUCGGAUGAUUGCUCCAUCCUUCCUUCCAAAUCAGUAGACAUGUUAGGUGGGAUGCUUGACAUGCAAAAACAUGCAGCCUUACCCAAAUCGAAACACUUCAAAGUUUCGAUAAAUAUGCUGCAGCAAAACCGAACUUGGGCAUACCAGCUUGAGCAUGGCAUUGAAGUACAGGGACACCCUCCAAUCAGUCAGAAAACAGGGCCUGUGCCCUACAGCAUUCGGAAACAAGUGGAUGAUAUGCUUUUAGACCUCAAGGAUCACAAAAUUAUUGAGGAACGUCGAUCACCCUGGGCAUCUCCCAUUGUCCUGGAUGGUAGCACGUGGUUGUGUAUUGACUACAAAGAGAUCAAGAAAGUAACAAAGAAGGAUUGUUACCCGUUACCAUCCAUUGACAUUCCAGCUAGUCACUGGCAAGUGCCACUCACGGAAAAAGCGAGGGAAUUAAGCGCCUUCACAACAACCUCGGGCUUGUUUCAUUCUAACGUUCUGCCAUUUGGUCUUAAAAAUGCACCAGCGGCAUUUCAACGGCUAAUGGAUAAGGAGCGCCACUUAGACGCGUUGAAGCAAACAAUUGAAGCAUUCCGGAAGGCGAAUUUGAAGGUGAAACCUCAGAAAUGCCGGCUAAUGGAACCCAGCUUAGAAUUUCCAGGCCAUGUAGUAGACAAGGUUGGUAUAAAAACGAAUCCUGAUAAGGUUGGACAUCCGAAAGUACCCAGUACCACACAAUAUCGCUCAGUUUCGGACCUUUCUGGAAAUGGCUGGUUAUUACCGAAAAUCUUGAGAUACGUUGAGAUAGCUAAGCCUCUGUACAAGCUAACUAGCCCUAGGAAUAGAUUUAUCUCGUCAGAAGAACAGAGCAAAGCUUUUGACAAAUUAAAAGAAGCUUUAUCAAAAGCUCCUGUUCUGGGACAACCUAAUAUCAAAAAGGCGCUAGAUAGGAGUCGCCCAUUUAUGAUCUACACGGAUGCAAGUAGGAUUGGCGUUGGAGCGGUGAUGGCUCAGGAAGGAGAUGACCCUUUUCUUUGCUUCCGAAUCUUUGUUUUCUGCGGAGCGCAACUAUCAUGUCACAGAUCAGAAGGCAUCCGUGUAGAUCGAGCUUAA